This is a messenger RNA of Macrobrachium nipponense, 2762 nucleotides long. RefSeq names its product sorting nexin-6-like (gene Snx6). NCBI's taxonomy places the organism in Eukaryota, Metazoa, Arthropoda, Malacostraca, Decapoda, Palaemonidae. Gene Ontology annotation, biological process: phagosome-lysosome fusion involved in apoptotic cell clearance. The record is from RefSeq and is a predicted model, not a curated record. The coding region runs from base 3 to 1001 and encodes 332 amino acids. Gene Ontology annotation, molecular function: phosphatidylinositol binding. The transcript has 9 exons.
CAAUGUUAAAGGCAUCUUUUCCUCUCUUGCAGAUACCACCGCCACCUCCACGUCCUGACUUUGAUGCCUCUCGGGAAAAGUUACAGAAGUUGGGAGAAGGGGAAGGGAGUAUGACCAAAGAAGAAUUCAACAAGAUGAAGCAGGAAUUAGAGGCUGAAUAUCUAGCAACUUUUAAGAAGACUGUAGCGAUGCAUGAAGUAUUUCUUACAAGAUUAGCACAACAUUCCGUCUUUAGAACUGAUCACAACUUUAAGGUGUUUUUGGAAUAUGAACAAGAUCUUUCUGUCAGAACUAAAAACAAGAAGGAGAAAGUAGAAGGUCUUUUUAAGAGUUUUAAUAAGUCCACAGACGAACUGUUGUUGGCAGCGACACAGAAGGACGUGGAUGACUACUUUGAAAAGGAGAAAGGCUUCCUUUUAGAAUACCACACUGCAAUCAAAGACACCACUAUCAAAGCUGAUAAGAUGACACAAGCACAUAAAAGUGUUGCAGAUUCAUAUAUCAAGCUGUCCACAGGGCUUUCACAGUUAGGAACGAUUGAAGGCCCAAGAUUAGAAAAAUUUAUCAAUAAAGUAGCUGAUACAUUUGAAAAGGCCAGAAAAGUGGAAGGACGAGUGUCUUCGGAUGAAGAUCUGAAAUUAUCAGAUACUCUGAGAUACUAUGUGAGAGAUGGGAGCGCAGCGAAAGAUCUUUUAUAUCGCCGACUUCGAUGCCUAGCCAAUUAUGAGCAAGCCAACAAAAAUCUAGACAGAGCACGAGCAAAGAACAAAGAUGUUCAUGCACCUGUGGACGUUGCUGAUGCGGAAUUAGCGCAGCAGAAUGCCUGUGAAAAGUUUGAACUCAUCACCAACAAAGCCAAAGAAGAACUUGUUGACUUUAAGGGACGACGUGUAGCGGCUUUCAGGAAAAACCUGAUAGAACUAGCAGAGUUGGAAUUAAAACAUGCAAAGGCACAAGCCCAAUUACUGAAAAACUGUUUACAAGCUCUACAGGAAGAGUGACAUCAAUAUAUAAUUUCUUUAGUGCAAGAGAAUUUUAAUCAUGUCACAUGCGGACUAAGACUUGGACUGUUGUUGGUUGUCAUAGGCUUAUGAUCUAAACAUGAAAUAGAGGGUAUCGUCUGAGUGUCCGUCAAUCAUCACCGCCAUCAUCAAUUCCGGUAUCACCUUCCAAGACUGUUUUGUCUUAUGAUCACAGUGCUGCAUGAACGUCACAGGCUGUUUUAAAAGUCAACAUAUCUAGCAAGUGUCGUGUGCUUGUAUGUUAUACGAAGCAAAGCUUAAUCAUAGAAAUAGAACCUAAAUUGAUGGAGUUCCAGUGAAAUAUCAGGAAGUUCUUCAGUUUUUUGUUUCAUCAUCGUUUCUUUUCAUGUAUGCUAAAGUUGAGAGGAAAAUUGCAACCAGGGUAAUGUCAGAAGAGGUUUGUCUUGUAACUGGCACCAAAGAGAAAAAAAAGAUCCAGUGUUGCUUAUGUGAAGUUUGAUGCUUCUCCACCCAUUUAGAUAUUUUUUUAUCUUUUUUGUUUCUUUCAGAAUGAGGGUACUAUAGAACAUUUCAACUGUGAUUUCAAUGUUGUGAUGACAAAGUUAGGAAUACAAAUAUACUUGCUUCUGAGAAAAUGGAAAACUUUAAUGAUAUUACAAUUAUCUUUUAAAUGCCUAAUUGUUGGUUGAAAAGCAGCGUCUCCUGUUUUGUAAUGCAGAUGAGGUUGGAAAUAAAUAGCAAGCAAAGCAAAUCAAGUUAUAAAUAUAUAUAUAUAUGUAUAUUAAAUAUAUCUUUAUAUGAAUAUAGUUAUGAAAGCACUGGUUUUCAUUUUUGGAUUAUCAAGAGGGUAUACUGUUCUGCAAGUUCAUCCUACCUUUUCAUCAGACUCGAGCCGCAUAUAGUGCUUCUAGUCGGGUCAGUUCCAUGUAGCUUUUCACUUUAUAACACGUGACUUCUGUGAUGGAAAUUUCUGCUGGAAGUGUACGUAACAUUUCGAGAUAGGACUCGACUUCGUCAUUUAUUUUCCUAUGGUGUUUCCCCCACAAGAUCUUGUACAUCUGAUGUGUAUAUAUGAAUAUGUGAUAUGGUAUUUAACUUUGAAAAUAUGUACAAUUUUACAUAACUAUUGUACUAUAUGAUCCUUGCAAGUCCCAGAGAAUAUGUCUGAAUUAGGCAUAUGUUUUGUAAAGUGUUGGGGGACCUGUUCUCUCUCUCAUCCUCUACAGAGCGUCUCUCGAGGGGUUAACUUAACAUCUCCUAAUUCACAUCAUAUUUUUUAUAUUAAAUUAAAUUUUCAUAUUAGGUUUUUCUAGAAGAUCAUUUUUGCUCAAGUGACUAGAUUUUACGAUAUGCAAUUCAUUUCCAUUGUUUUCUAUAGGUUCUGUGGGAAAUUUCCCUGUUUUGUCCCAGAAUUCUGAGCAGGAUUAGUUCAACAGUGAGGAUUUUUGGAUAAGUUCCCUUUUAUCUUAAGUCUGAAGAUUGACCAAUGUAUUGAGCUUGAUGGAAUGAAAGCAUUCAAGCCUAUCUUUUGUAGCUUUUACAGGACAUGAUGUAUUUUUUAAUUAUCACCACUGAUUAUUAUUUUUGUUGUGCCUCUAUAGGUUUGUUUAUAUGGCCAGAUUAUAUGUUGUUAGAAACUGAUUGAAAAUAAAUUUGAAAGAGCAGUAUUUAUUGAUAUAAAUAUUCUGUAUGUUUGCCCAACUUUGUUAAGAUUUUUGAUAUACAUAAAACUGAUGGAUUUAAGGUAUUUCAAGAUGAAUUAUCAUGGGUAUUCUUUAA